AGGCCAGCUUCGAGAAUCUACCUAGCUACUGUAUACGUCACCAGCUGUCGGCCGAGGAUUGGCUGACUCUGAUUUAGCAUCCUAACUUCCGGUUCCAGAGCUUGGCUCGCCAAAGACCCUCCCGCGAGGGAGCGAAACCACAGCCCCCAGAAUUCAGCGGGCCUCUCGGAGAGCACGGCGAGUCUGAGGAUGCGUAGUAAAGAUAACGGGCCCAGAAGCCGGAAGUUCAAAGCCGGCCUCCAGCUGGAGUGGUGACCAACAGGAACUGCCGCCUCAGUGGGAGGAGUUGCAGCGUCUGACGCGCGGUUCCCUUUCCAGCGUCUGAAGCCGAAUCCUAGAGGCUAACUCGGCAGGUGGGAGGGAGAAAGUCGCCUUCCGCACCAAUAGCUGAGGCGUUCAGGGUUGUCCAGGGACGCUACCCUCUCGUGUCUGGUUCUGAGUCCUGCGUUCCGGAGUGCUGGAAAGUUGCGCAGACAGUGGCAGCGAGACGCUGCCUGCCUGAGGAGGCCUCGGUUGGACGCGAAGGAGCUGCAGCAUCCAGGGGACAAGAUGCCAACUGCCAAGCAGCUAGCUGACAUUGGCUAUAAGACCUUCUCUUCCUCCAUGAUGCUCCUCACUGUGUAUGGGGGGUACCUCUGCAGUGUCCGAGUCUACCACUAUUUCCAACGGCGCAGAGCCCGGCGCCAGGCCGCAGAAGAACAGAAGACCUCAGAAAACCUGUAGAACUGAGGGGCUUUUUCUCCUGAGCAAAGAGGCCCAAGGCAUGCUGUGGAGAGACCUCACCUGCCACCAUUUCCAAGUCAAGAGGACCAGAGCCUUGAUGGUUUUCAAACUCUGUUGGAAGAAGGUGCCCACGUGGUUUCUCUGGUUCUGCCAGUCUGUGCCAGUUUGACAGUUUGUGGAGGCUAUUGAAUCAUAAUAGGAAUGUGAGGGUGAGGUAUACCUACAGACAUUAAAUAUUUUGCCAUGUC
Messenger RNA from Cebus imitator (Panamanian white-faced capuchin), 971 nucleotides. RefSeq names its product cytochrome c oxidase assembly protein COX14. The transcript is spliced from 2 exons. The record is from RefSeq and is a predicted model, not a curated record. The coding region runs from base 550 to 723 and encodes 57 amino acids. Lineage: Eukaryota; Metazoa; Chordata; Mammalia; Primates; Cebidae. Gene Ontology annotation, cellular component: mitochondrion. Gene Ontology annotation, biological process: mitochondrial respiratory chain complex IV assembly.